AUGAGCAGCCAGGCCCUACUCAGGCUUCUGGAACUGGUCAGUCAGAGCCUGCUGAGGGAGAAGGUGGUGGCCAUCGCAGCACUGGAGGAGCUUCCUAUGGAGCUCUUCCCACCACUGUUCAUGGCAGCCUUCAUCAGGAGACACUGUGAGGCACUGAAGGCCAUGGUGCAGGCCUGGCUCUUUGUCUGCCUCCCACUGGGGACACUAGUGAAGGAUCAGUGGCUUCACCAGGAGACCUUACAGGCUGCAUUCAAUGGGAUUGAUGACCAGCUUGCCCAGAAGUUUCACCCUAGUCUAGAUCCUGACCCUUCUGGAUACACAACCCAUGUUUUCUCAUUGAUGGAGCCAGGGGCAGCCAAUCCUUUGACUAAGAGGCAAAAAGUGGAGAGUUCCAGGGUGGAGGAGAAGAAGCCCUCAGCUCUCCUGGAGGUGCUCCUGGACCUUUGCCUCAGGGAGGGUACCCUGGAUGAAUUCCUCACCUACCUCAUUAAGAAGGACAAGCAGAGGAAAGAUUUAAUACAACUGUGCUGUAAGAAACUCAUGAUUUUUGCCAUGCCAAUCCAAAAUAUUAGGAAGAUCCUGAAGACAGUACAACUGGAGUCAGUCCAGAAUUUGGAGGUGAAUUGCACCUGGAAAGUGUCCACCCUGGGGAGGUUUGCUUCUCAUCUGGGCCAGAUGGUUAAUCUGUUCAGGCUCCUCCUCUCCCACAUCCACGUAUCUUCUAAUAUGUCUACAGUGAAGGAAGAGCUGUAUGUUGGCCAGUUUACCUUCCAGCUCUUCCAUCUGCAGCAUCUCUGGGUGCUCCAUUUGGACUCUGUUGCCUUUCCGGAAGGUUGCUUUCUGGAAGGUUCUCAGGCCUCUACAUGCUGUAAUGAGGAGACUCCUCUCAUGGCUGAAAGCAGUCUCCCUGUUGAUAGUUGA
This is a messenger RNA of Choloepus didactylus (southern two-toed sloth), 921 nucleotides long. Its product is annotated as melanoma antigen preferentially expressed in tumors-like. The record is from RefSeq and is a predicted model, not a curated record. The transcript is spliced from 4 exons. Bases 1 to 921 code for a protein of 306 amino acids. Lineage: Eukaryota; Metazoa; Chordata; Mammalia; Pilosa; Megalonychidae. Gene Ontology annotation, cellular component: cytoplasm.